GCAGGGCUUCACAAACUCUUAGCUGCACCCUUUAAUCAUGACUACAUUUCAAAUAGGCUAAAAGGAAUCUGAAAAGAUCAUGGGGAAUUCAUAUGCAGGGCAACUGAAAUCUGCCCGCUUUGAAGAAGCUCUCCACAACUCCAUAGAAGCUUCUCUGAGAUGCAGCAGUGUUGUCCCACGACCCAUCUUCUCCCAGCUCUACCUGGAUCCUGACCAGCCUCCUUUUCUGCCAGAAGAUGUGAAGCCAAAGGUAGAGGAGCUGGAUAAAGAGUUAGUACAUCGCUAUUCACAAAAUGGAAACCUGGACUUUUCUGCCAACCAAACUAUUACUGAAAUGGAAGAUGAAGAGGAGGAUGAAGACAUGUCAGAUUCAAGUAGCCCACCAAUCCCAUAUUCACAAAAACCUGCCCCAGAAGGGUCUUGCACUACUGAUGGUUUUUGUCAAGCAGGCAAGGAUUUACGGUUAGUGUCUCUGUGCAUGGAGCAAAUUGAGAUCCCAGCAGGUUUCCUGUUAGUAGGAGCCAAAUCUCCCAACCUCCCUGAGCACAUUCUAGUCUGUGCUGUUGACAAGAGGUUUUUGCCAGAUGAUCAUGGAAAAAAUGCACUUUUAGGAUUUUCUGGGAAUUGUAUAGGCUGUGGAGAAAGAGGGUUUCGGUACUUCACAGAGUUUUCCAAUCAUAUCAACCUGAAAUUAACCACUCAGCCAAAGAAGCAGAAGCACUUAAAGUACUACCUAGUAAGAAGCUCUCAAGGUGUACUGUCCAAGGGACCCCUUAUUUGCUGGAAAGAAUGUAGAAGCAGGCAAUCAUCUGCUGCUAACCUCCCUGCUAAACCCAACCCUGCGCUGUCACCGUCCGCGACCCCAGAGGGUGGAUCAGCUAAUGGAUACAAGUCAGGGUUCACUCAGACAGAUUCUUCAGUGUUCAGCCCAGCAAAAUCAUCUUCUGCUGUUGCCUUAAGUGGAGCUGCAGAGCCCUCCCGGAACAGGAGCCUUGUGAAGCCCCUGGCAAUGUCAGUGCAGCUCGUGGGGAAGGCCUUUGCAGCAGCUCCUCUUUCACUGCGUGCCACUGAUGUUGCCAAUGGGAACACGAGUGGGGGCAGGAAUAACACGCUGAGUUCUGCCGUCUCGCGCCCAGUGCCUCACUCAACAUCUCCCAGUCCUGGCUGUGCAACUGGAGAUCAAGCAUCCAUGUCCAGUUCGGGACCACCGAAGAAGCGUCACCGAGGAUGGUCCCCUGGGUCCCCAGUCCCUGCUCCUGGGCUAGCAGUACCUGUUCCUACCAUCCGGCCUUCAGCAAGAGCAGAGCCUCUUUUGUCAGUCCCAGUUCCUCAAUCCAUGUUAACUGGAAUUUUACAGCCUCAACCCAUCCCAGCAGGGGAGACUGUAAUAGUUCCUGAAAACCUACUGAAUAACUCAGGAGUCAGACCAGUGAUUUUGAUAGGUUAUGGCACUUUACCUUAUUUCUAUGGAAAUGUUGGUGAUAUUGUUGUAAGUCCCUUGCUGGUGAAUUGCUACAAGAUGCCACAGCAGGAAAACAAGGAUUUGGAUCUCUUGGGCUUGAGCAGCAGCCAGCUGCUGAGUGUGGAGAAUAUGAUACUUCUGACUAUUCAGUAUCUUGUCCAGCUAGGCCCUGACCAGAUACCCCUGAGGGAAGAGUUUGAGCAGAUCGUGCUGAAGGCCACGCAGGAGCUCCCUCUGAGGGACAGGUCCCUGCAGCUGGGUGCCCAGGGCGUGUCGGUGGCGCCGGGGCAGCUCCCGUGGCUCGCCAGGCUCAUCGCCAGCGUGUCCCGGGACCUCGUGCACGUGGUCGUCACCCACAACUCGCUGGCAGAGGGCAUCUCAGAGACCCUCAGGUCCCUCAAUGAAAUGAAACAUCACCAAAAGCUACCCGACUAUGUAGUGGCUAUCUGUGCAUCAAAGAUAAGAGGCAACGAGUUCUGCGUGGUGGUCCUGGGUCAAUAUCAGUCUCGGGCACUUGCAGAAAGCAUGCUUACCACCAGUGAAUUUUUAAAAGAGAUCAGUUACGAGCUCAUCACAGGGAAAGUUAGUUUCCUGGCAUCACAUUUCAAAAACACAUCUUUAGGUGAUGAUUUGGACAAGCUGCUGGAGAAAAUGCUACAGCAGCGAGGGGAAAGUGUCAUUAUUCCUUUUAAUGGAGAUGUGAGUGAGUGUGUGUCCUCUCAGGAGGCAGUUGCCAUGGUUUCCACACAAGAACCAGAUUUGGAUGUUGACACCUUCCAAAUUUACCAGCCCCAGCUUACAGUUGCCAGAAAGCUCUUGUCCCAGGUUUGUGCUAUAGCAGACAGUGGCAAUCAGAGCCUGGAUCUGGGCCACUUCAGCAAAGUAGACUUCAUUGUCAUAGUCCCCCGUUCGGAGGUCCUGGUGCAGCAGACGCUUCAGCGGAUCCGGCAGUCAGGUGUCCUUGUGGACUUGGGUCUAGAAGACAAUGGGACAGCAUAUCAGAGAGCUGAGAAAUACGUGGUUCGGCUGGACAAUGAGAUCCAGGCAAAAUUUGAAGUUUUCAUGAGACGAGUGAAGCAGAACCCCUAUACCCUGUUUGUGCUGGUUCAUGACAAUGCCCACGUGGACUUUACAAGUGCCAUUUCAAGUUCCCUGUCACAUGGUGAGCCUAGUCAUGGGCUGGCUGAUAGAGUUAUUAAUUGCAGGGAGGUCCUUGAAGCAUUCAACCUCCUUGUUCUUCAGGUCAGCUCUUUUCCUUAUGCCUUGCAAACGCAGCAGUCCAGGAUCAGCUCUAGCAAUGAGGUACACUGGAUACAAUUUGACACUAUGGAUGACACAGCAAGUGAAGACAAGCUGUACUUUGGUUUGAAUGAAUACAGCAAAUCCCUCCAAUGGGGAGUCACAAGUCCCCUUCUGAGAUGUGAUGAAACCUUUGAAAAGAUGGUCAACACACUUUUAGGAAGGUACCCCCGGCUGCACAGCAUGGUCAUCCGCUGCUACCUCCUCAUCCAGCAGUACUCCCAGGCCCUGAUGGCUCUCACCACCACGGCCUCCCUGAGGGACCACAGCACGCCCGAAACCCUCAGCAUCAUGGACGACCUGCUGAGCUCCCCGGGGAGGGACAGGAACGGCUGGGGGCACAUGCUGCUGAUCCGGGUGCCGUCGGUGCAGCUGGCCAUGCUGGCCACGGAGCGGCUGCGGGCGGUGCGGGACAGGCUGGGGCUGCAGUACCGCUUCGAGGUGCUGCUGGGCAGUCCUGCCGCAGAGCUCGCCGUCGCACAGCACUUCCUGGCACGGCUCAAGGCUUGGAGGGGAAACGAGCAGGAUGACUGGAUCCCUCGCACCUACCAGGAUUUGGAAGGUCUCCCUUGCAUUGUGAUCCUGACUGGCAAGGACCCGCUAGGAGAAACCUUCCCCAGGUCACUGAAAUACUGCGACCUUCGGCUAAUCGACUCGAGCUACUUGACUCGCACUGCACUGGAGCAAGAAGUGGGCCUGGCGUGCUGCUACAUCUCCAAGGAGGCAAUUCGAGGGCCUAUUGUAGCUCUUGACCUUAGUGAGAAGGAGCAGGAGAAGGCCAACGGUAGUGAGAAUGACUCUGAUGAGCUGUUGAUAGAUUUGGACCGACCUCAGAGCAACAGCAGCGCUGUCACUGGAACCUCAGGCUCCCUGGCAGACAACGGGGUCAGCUCCUCCAGCACUGCAGACAAGUCCCAGAAGGCAGCGCCA
Merops nubicus (carmine bee-eater) is the source of this 3691-nucleotide messenger RNA. RefSeq names its product GREB1-like protein. The record is from RefSeq and is a predicted model, not a curated record. The transcript is spliced from 22 exons. Lineage: Eukaryota; Metazoa; Chordata; Aves; Coraciiformes; Meropidae. Gene Ontology annotation, biological process: kidney development; multicellular organism development. The annotation marks the transcript as partial.